Molecule: messenger RNA, 141 nt
Organism: Dentiscutata erythropus
Lineage: Eukaryota; Fungi; Glomeromycota; Glomeromycetes; Diversisporales; Gigasporaceae
Source: the annotation of a GenBank genome assembly
AUGUUGGCUGAUGGUUCAACAUGCAUCGUGAUAUCCAACUCACAUUGUUUUGUACAAAUAACAGUUGAAAUGAUAAUUGAAAAUAAUGCUGUAAAAAAAAUGAUAGUUGAAAUGAUAGUUAAAGUGACAGUUAGCUACUAG